This is a messenger RNA of Myotis davidii, 619 nucleotides long. Its product is annotated as eukaryotic translation initiation factor 1A, X-chromosomal. The coding region runs from base 76 to 510 and encodes 144 amino acids. Gene Ontology annotation, biological process: translational initiation. Gene Ontology annotation, cellular component: cytoplasm. The record is from RefSeq and is a predicted model, not a curated record. NCBI's taxonomy places the organism in Eukaryota, Metazoa, Chordata, Mammalia, Chiroptera, Vespertilionidae. The transcript has a single exon. Gene Ontology annotation, molecular function: RNA binding; translation initiation factor activity.
UCUCGUGGGCCCCCUGGAGGAGUCACCGUUGCCCCGGCACCAUCAGAUCCCAACCGCCAGGAAGCCGGCGCCAUCAUGCCCAAGAAUAAAGGGAAAGGAGGUAAAAACAGGCGAAGAGGUAAGAAUGAGAAUGAAUCUGAAAAGAGAGAACUGGUCUUUAAAGAGGAUGGCCAAGAGUAUGCUCAGGUAAUCAAAAUGCUGGGAAAUGGACGAUUAGAAGCAAUGUGUUUUGAUGGUGUAAAGAGGUUAUGUCAUAUCAGAGGAAAACUGAGAAAAAAGGUUUGGAUAAAUACCUCAGACAUUAUAUUGGUUGGUCUGCGAGACUAUCAGGAUAACAAAGCUGAUGUAAUUUUAAAGUACAAUGCAGAUGAAGCUAGAAGUCUGAAGGCAUACGGCGAGCUUCCAGAACAUGCUAAAAUCAACGAAACUGAUACAUUUGGUCCUGGAGAUGAUGAUGAAAUCCAGUUUGAUGACAUUGGAGAUGAUGAUGAAGACAUUGACGAUAUCUAAAUUGAACUUAAAGUUUCAGAGUAUUUGUUCCAUAGUUUGGAUUUUGGCCAUUACCUGUCAAGAAGACUAAAACUUCAGGAUAACUGCAAUUUGCUAACACACACUGAUU